Molecule: messenger RNA, 1493 nt
Organism: Mirounga angustirostris (Northern elephant seal)
Lineage: Eukaryota; Metazoa; Chordata; Mammalia; Carnivora; Phocidae
Gene: MRPL37
Product: mitochondrial ribosomal protein L37
Exons: 7
Coding region: 80-1351 (423 amino acids)
Biological process (GO): translation
Cellular component (GO): ribosome; mitochondrion
Molecular function (GO): structural constituent of ribosome
Source: RefSeq, a predicted model, not a curated record
CCUUUCGCUUCCAGCAGGCCUUGCGCGCGGGAACAUGGCGGCGUCCUGGUGGAGGUCUUGAGCGGGGAACCAAGUUGGUAUGGCGUUGACGUCGGGGCCCGCGAGGCGGGCACUGGUUCGCCCUGGGCGCCUCGGCUUUGGGGACUGCGGGGCUCCGAGACGCGGGGCGUACGAGUGGGGCGUGCGCUCCACGCGGAAGCCCGAGCCUCGUCCCCUGGACAGGGUGUACGAGAUCCCUGGACUGGAGCCCAUCACGUACGCGGGGAAGAUGCACUUCAUGCCCGGGCUGGCGCGGCCGGUCUUCCCGCCCUGGGACCCCGGUUGGACGCACCCAAAGUUCCGCCGCCCGACCCCGGUUCACGAGCAGCCGCUGUACAAGGAUCAGGCCUGCUACGUCUUCCACCAGCGUUGCCGCCUCCUCGAGGGUGUAAAGCAGGCCCUCUGGCUUACCAAAGCCAAGUUAAUAGAAGGCCUUCCCGAGAAAGUGCUUAGCCUCGCCGCUGAUCCGGAGAACUACAUAGAGAACCAAGAUGAACGCCUUCUGAACGUGAUCUCUCACGCCCGUCUCUGGCACUCUACUGAAGACAUCCCGAAGAGAGAGGCCUACUGCCCAGUCAUUGUGGACAGUCUGAUACAGCUGUGUAGAUCCCAGAUUCUCAAGCAUCCCUCUCUGGCCAAACGGAUCUGCGCCAAAAACUACACGUUAUCCACCACCUGGAAUCGAGAGUCUUUUCUCCUUCAGGUCCGUGGUUCCAGUGGAGCCCGACUGAACACCAAGGAUCCGCUGCCCGCCGUCGCCUCCAAAGAGGAGGUUGAAGCUACUAAGAAUCAUGUUCUUGAGACCUUCUAUCCCAUAUCUCCCACUAUUGAUCUUCAGGAAUGCAAUGUUUAUGAUGUGGAAGACAACACAGGAUUCCAGGAGGGUUAUCCUUACCCCUAUCCCCACACCCUGUAUUUCCUGGAGUCAGCCAAUUUACGACCACACCGCUUUCAACCAGAUCAGCUGCGGGCCAAAAUGAUCCUGUUUGCCUUUGGCAAUGCCCUGGCUCAGGCCCGGCGCCUCUAUGGGAAGGACGCUAAGGUUUUGGAGCGGCCGGUAGUUGUGCAGAGCGUGGGCACCGACGGACGCGUCUUCCAGUUCCUGGUGCUGCAGCUGAACACCACAGAGCUGGCCGCUCACGAGGGCGUCAAGAACCUGGUCUGGGUGGACUCAGACCAGCUCCUCUAUCAGCAUUUCUGGUGUCGCCCGGUGAUCAAAAAGAAGGUGGUUGUGGAACCUGUUGGGCCGACUGGUUUCCAGCCAGAGACAUUCAGGAAGUUUUUAGCUCUGUAUUUACAUGGUGCUGUGUGAGCCAAGGACCAUUCUGAGGUCUGAAGCCUCCUUGCCCCCCUCCCGCAGAAGAUCCUGUAUCCAGAGCAGUGCUGGGCCUGCCUGGAGCCUCCGUGUUCAUCUGGCCUGCUGUCUGGCUGCCAAUAAAGAGCCUCCCAGUACA